AUGGGUAGACCAAGAAAAGAAGUUAGUGAGGAGAAUUUGGAACGUUUUCAAAAGGAAUUGGAAUUGGCCGGUGAUAACGUCGAUCUGUUGUUACAGGACAAGAAGGGACGUUCCAAAUCAUGCUUGUUAUGUAGAAGAAGAAAGCAGAGAUGUGAUCAUAAAUUACCAAGUUGUACGGCCUGUUUGAAAGCUGGCGUGAAAUGUGUUCAACCAGCCAGGUAUAGUAACAAUGCUGCACCUAUAAAACAAGAGACUCCUUUAUCCGAUAACAACACAUCGAUAACGACGGCAAGACGAAAUACAAAGACCUUACCCAUUCAUCUACCUUUGCCCAGCUCUAACCCUACUGCCAUAAACACCACUACUGCUAAUAGUAAUACCCCAAAUACAUUACCACUUUCACUUCCACUCCCCAUCCCUAAUCCCAUUACAAAUUUACCCCUACAACAUCAACAGCAACAACCGGAUGCAACAACUAUCAUACCCCUUCCACCUCGUUCAGUAAACCGGAAAUCAAAAUCUUCUGGUUCAAUUGUAAAUACAAAUAAAGAUGAAUAUCAAAUUUUUUUAGAGAAAAAAUUAAGUUAUUUAGAAAAAAUGCUGGAUUUACCCAUUGGAGGUUCUGUAUUUAAUAGAAAACUGACUCAAUAUAAAAAAUUUACUCACCUGCUAGGUGAAAUGGAUGACGAUUUAGAAGAUCUGCUUCAAGAUCAAGAUUUGCAAAAGACAAAAAGAAAUUUACAUAAUUUGAAAAAUUUCGGAAAUGGUUCUAAAAACAUUUUGCCCCCCCCACCACCUCCAAGAUCAGAUUUUAUUAAGCAUCAAUAUCAAUUAUCACCAAUAAAUAAUAAUACAUCAUCCAAAAAUAAUGGUCAUCAUCUAAUAAACUCUUCCAAAGUUCAUAAUUCAUCUCCAACUCCACCUCCGUCAUCAGCAUCUUCAACAAAUAUUCAUAGCGAUAUCCCUGCUUUAAAGACAGAUUCAAUGGAUUCCAUCAAUUUCUCCAAUUGUAUUUUUGCUAAAUAUAAUUUGCAAGAAUUUUUCAAUUAUGACCCUGCUUUUGAAUUUAAUGAAGAAUUAUCAAGAUUAUUUUUAAAUACUUAUUUCACUCGUCUUCAAUUUAAAUAUCCUGUAUUAGAUGAAAAUGAAAUUUAUUCAUUCCAUGAAAAUUAUAUCAAUAAUAAAAUACAUUCCUUCUCAAAUAAUGAUUUCCAUUUCAAUUAUGGUAAAAUGUGGUUAAUAUUUAGUAUCUCAGCUUAUUUACAUAUGACUACAGGUAAAUAUAACGGAUUACCACCUGUCCGUUAUUUUUCUACUGCUGUACGUCAUAUUACAAGAUGUAGUAAUAAUCUUACAGAUUUACAAAAAGUAGAACUAUUAGCUUUAUUAGUCCUUUAUAUCAUGAAAACUGAUCAAGAUUCUUUAUUAUUAUAUGAUAUCAUUAAAGAUGUCAUGCAAAUUGCUCAAUUCAAUUUAAAAUUAAAUAAAUACAAUCCAAACAAUCCAAAUAAGUUUAGACAAAUUAGAAUCUUUUGGUCACUUUAUUUAUUAGAAAGAACUAUUUGUGUGGCAGUGGGGAAAUCUUAUAUUAUCUCUGAAAAAGAUAUUGAUUUACCAUAUUUCGAUAUUAAUUCUUUUAAUACAAGAAAAAUUACUUCACCAGCUACAAAUAAUACUAAAACUUUUGAAGAAAAUAAUAAAAACCAUAGCAAUAAUAAUAGCAAUAGUAAUAGCAAUAAUAAUAAUACCGACAAUAAUGACACUCACUUAGUUCAUUUCAUAAAUCAAUCAUUAAGAUUAAGAAGAUUAGAAUCUGCUUUCACCGAACAAUUAGAUUUAUUACCACAGAAAUUUAAAUCAAAAGAUAUAUUGAAAAAUGAAUUACCAAUGGUUAAAAAAUAUUUCCAUGAUCUUGAAAUUUGGAGAUCAAAUUGUUUAAUUUCUUCUGUAAAAAAUUUUGAAAAUGAAAAUUUAAAAUUAUAUUAUUAUAGAGCAGUAAGAUUAUUAUUACAACCUUAUUUAGAAAUCUUAUCUCCAGAAGAUAAAUUAUUUAGAGAAUGCCAAGCUGCCGCAGGUCAAAUUUGUCAAUUAUACAAGACUUUCCAUAGAAUGACAGCAAGUGGUAAUUCAAGCACUGCUAUUCAUACCGUCUUUGUAGCUGGUGUUACUUUGAUUUAUUGUAUGUGGCUUGCAAGAAACAUGGAUGACGAAAGACGUAAGAAAUUGGGUGAUAUUUCAAAACAUACAAGACCUCAUAUUAGUGCAAGUCUUUUUGUAACAAUGGAUGAUUUAAAGGCUUGUUCGAUUUGCCUAUAUGUAAUGACAGAAAGGUCAAAAUUUGCAAGAACUUUUAGAGAUACUUACGAUCAAUUGAUGAAUGCAACAAUUGGGAACUUAAUUGAAAGAUGUGGCCCAGAUUCUUCAGAAUUAAUUUAUAUGACAAACUUUAAAAAGGAUAAAUAUAAGAAUAAAAAUUCUCAUUCUAAUUCAAAUUCAAUUCCAAAUUCUACAACAAAUUCCAAUACUACUACUCCAUCUUCAAAUUCAAGUCCCAAUUCGAAUAUAAAUUCUAUUGUAAAUACUCCUCUACCAGAACAUUCCGCAUCCUUGAGUAAUUUAAAUGAAACAACUACGAAUACAGAAAGGAACUUGUCUUUAAAUACUAGUCCCUCCAAUAGUGCUAGUCUAUCAAAUGAAAAACAAUUUUCAACAAAAUUGCCUCAUUUAGUUAAUCAAAAUAUUAGUAAUUCAAGUAUUUCUAAUUUUAAGAAUAUUAGCACAAUGGGUAUGCCACCUGCCAUUGAAAGAGUCUUUGGUAAAAAUUGUAUGGAUGACCAUGUUGCAUUUGUAGAAAAUUCACAAGUAGAUCUUCAAGAACAAAAAUACUUUAAAAAGAAACAGAAUGCCUUGGCUAAAAGUGUGCUACCUAAAAGUUUAUCAAAUCUAUUAAGUACAACAACUUCUUCAUCUGCUACUAGUAGCAGUAAUAAUACUAGUUCACAAAGUGACAAUACUGAUAAUGAGACUUUGACAAAUAAUCAAUCCACAAAUAUUGUCAAAUCCUCCAACAAUAAUAAUAACAUUGGGGAAACUAAGAGGAAUCAUGAUGAAGAAGACUUACAGCAUGAAGCUGAUAAUGAAUUAGAAACUUUAAAUGAAAAGAUUAUUCCCAAAAAGAAAAAAAGGAAAAUCAGUAAUAAGUCUUCACCAAAUAAUGAAAAUGAAAACCACUUUAUCGUAAAAAAACCAAAUAUCAAUCAGUUUGAUUGGAAGACAUUUCAAGAACAAGCUUACCUACAACAACAUUUUGCAAGACAGAAUUUGCAAGCUUAUUUAUCGUCACUGGCUCAAUAUACAAAUUCUGAAAACGUUACUCCAUAUUUGGCUAAAUCUCAAGCAAUACCUACGAACUCCUCUCAAACCAAUAUUGCUGCGAACUCUUCUCAGAAUAAUUUAGCCACGUACUCAAAUAAUAAUAUUAAAAUAUCUAAUAAUAAUCCAGCUCCAAUAAGAAAUUUAUCAUCAGGAAAUAAUACUACCAUGCCUUAUAUUAUCCCAAAGAUUCCAAAUGCAUUUUCUCACUUAUCAAAUUUUGAUUCUACAACAAAAACAAAUAUUCAGCAAUCGAAUAUAUCGACUCAUUCUCAACAAAGUCCAAAUAGCUUUUCUAAUUCUACAAAUAAGGACAAUUCAAAUACUUCAGCAGAUAUAACUCCAAAAAAUUCUAUUAGUAUUUCGAGUCAGGAUCAACAACAAUUAAGCAAUGGUCUAGCUCAAUCACAAAUUUCAAGACAACAAAGUUUUACUAAUAGUAACAGCAAUAGUUUGUUUAAUACUUCAACAAAUUCCCCAAUUGAUAAAGAUCCAAAUUCUAAGUCAAGCCAAUUACAACCAAUAAUGACAAAAUCCAGUUUUAUACGACCAUCAACUUCUAUUUCAUCAAUUCAAAAGGCAAACUCUUUUAAUGCAGAUAUUUUAACUGGCAAUAUUUUAUUAAGUAAUGGUGCCCAUGGCAUGAUAAAUAACAUUUCUUCUUGGACUACAGAUUCUCUGAUUACAAAUAAUACAUCUAAUUUCAAUAUUGAUGAUAACUCUUCAUUCUCGGAUCCUUCAAUUCAGUUGAACCAAGUUCAACCUAUAAACCACAAUAACCAACAACCCUCACAAACAAUUUAUGGUAAUCAUAAUUCCCCACAGGCUCCGAAUGGAAAUCCAAAUCAACAAUAUUUUAGUUCUCAGCCUCCAGCACAGCAUCAGAUUCCUCAAAUGAACCAAAAUUUUAUGAACAAUUAUCCCACCAAUACCAACCCCAAUAAUAAUAUCAGCAAUGAUAUUAAUAGCAGCAUCAAUAAUACUAUCAAUAAUAGCAUCAAUAAUACUAUCAAUACUAGCAUCAAUAAUACUAUCAAUACUAGCAUCAAUAAUAGCCAUGGCAGGCUAAUAAAUAAUGAUUUAUUUGCUCAACAGAUAAAUCCUGAUGGUGCGGUGAAGAAGCCAGUAUCAUUUAAUAUCAACUCAUCAUGGGAAGCCCCAAUUGCAACACCUAUUGAAGAAACUUGGAUAUCUAAUGAAGAUUAUGGAUUUUUGACAUAA
Molecule: messenger RNA, 4593 nt
Organism: Henningerozyma blattae CBS 6284
Lineage: Eukaryota; Fungi; Ascomycota; Saccharomycetes; Saccharomycetales; Saccharomycetaceae
Exons: 1
Coding region: 1-4593 (1530 amino acids)
Biological process (GO): DNA-templated transcription; positive regulation of transcription by RNA polymerase II
Molecular function (GO): sequence-specific DNA binding; zinc ion binding; DNA-binding transcription factor activity, RNA polymerase II-specific
Source: RefSeq, a predicted model, not a curated record